Molecule: messenger RNA, 2887 nt
Organism: Mercurialis annua (annual mercury)
Lineage: Eukaryota; Viridiplantae; Streptophyta; Magnoliopsida; Malpighiales; Euphorbiaceae
Exons: 15
Coding region: 170-2686 (838 amino acids)
Biological process (GO): RNA methylation
Molecular function (GO): tRNA (cytidine-N5)-methyltransferase activity; RNA binding
Source: RefSeq, a predicted model, not a curated record
UGAUAUUUUAUCGAAGAAAGGAAAAGAGGCAGCUAAAAAACCUAGCAAGAACCAAGCACAGUAAAAAAACGAAGUUGCAGGAGCCCAGAUAUACACCGCUGCUUUAAACAAAGAAAGGGCCGAAGCUACGGCGGCUCCCAACAGCGGCGACGGUACUUGAAUAGUAAAAAUGGGAGGCGGAAGAGGAAGAGGAAACCACAGGUCCCGAACUCAAAGAAAGCACUUCAGAGAUGGGCGUGAUAACGUUUGGAAACGCCCCAAAUCAGACUCGUCCGCCGCGGAUUCCAACACCAACAACGCCGGCGAUAAUCCUACUUGGCAGCCCUUUGCUACUCAAAACUUGGCCUUUGAAGAAUACUACAAGGAGCAAGGGAUUGUAUCACCCGAAGAAUGGGACACUUUUGUUGAAGUUCUUCGAAAGCCAUUACCAUCUGCUUUCAGAAUCAAUUCCAGUAGCCAGUUCAGUGCAGAUAUUAGAAUGCAGUUAGAGAAUGACUUUAGGAAGUCUCUUCAAGCUGAGGUUACUGAUGGUAGUGAAGUAGAUCCUGUCAGACCAUUGCCUUGGUAUCCUGAUAAUCUUGCUUGGCAAUCUAAUUUUUCUCGAAUGCAACUAAGGAAGAACCAAACGCUUGAGAGGUUUCACGAGUUCCUGAAGCUGGAAAAUGAAAUUGGAAACAUCACUAGACAGGAGGCUGUGAGCAUGGUACCUCCUCUAUUUUUGGAUGUUCGUCCAGAUCAUUUUGUACUUGACAUGUGUGCUGCACCAGGUUCGAAAACUUUCCAGUUGUUGGAGAUUAUAUAUCAAUCAACCAAAUCAAAGUCACUGCCUGAUGGAAUGGUUGUAGCUAAUGACCUUGAUGUCCAAAGAUGUAAUCUACUGAUCCAUCAGACAAAAAGAAUGUGCACUGCAAACUUGAUAGUCACAAAUAACGAAGCCCAACAUUUCCCAGGCUGCCGUGUUAAAGUUUCUGAAAAUGAUUUUGAGCCUCCUAUUAGUCAACUUCUUUUUGAUCGCAUCUUGUGUGAUGUUCCCUGCAGUGGAGAUGGGACACUUCGCAAGGCCCCUGAUCUAUGGAGGAAAUGGAAUUCAGGGAUGGGCAAUGGACUCCAUAUCCUACAAAUUCAGAUAGCAAUGCGAGGCUUAACCUUGCUUAAGGUUGGUGGAAGAAUGGUUUACUCGACUUGUUCAAUGAAUCCAGUUGAAAAUGAGGCUGUUGUUGCUGAGAUUUUACGGAAGUGUGGAGAGUCUGUUGAACUAGUUGAUGUCUCCAAUGAUUGUCCUCUACUUGUUCGUCGCCCAGGUCUAAGAAAAUGGAAGGUGCGUGAUAAGGGUAUUUGGCUGUCCUCCCACAAAGAUGUUUCUAAAUACCGUAGAUAUGGGAUUCUCCCCAGUAUGUUUCCUUCUGGUAAAAGCUAUGUUGCCCCAGAAGAGAGUGACUGUAAGCAUGAAAAUGGUGAUGAUAAAACUUCAGAAGAUGAGCCAAUGGAGGAUCCUAUGGCUUCAAUGGAGGACUCAAAUGAGGAAGUUUCUGAUCUCCCGCUAGAACGUUGCAUGAGGAUAGUGCCUCAUGAUCAGAACAGUGGGGCCUUUUUCAUUGCUAUCUUUCACAAGCUCUCUCCUUUGCCAUUCAUUCCUGAAAAGCCCAGUCGGCGAGGAAACUUGUUAAAUAAAAAACAGGACUCACAGCAGAAGUCAUCAGAUGAGGUUUCUGAAGUUAAUAAUGGGAUGGAGCUAAAUUCUGAAGAUGCUGCUUUGCAAAGAUCUGCUGAAGUACCUUCAGAAGCUGAGUUAAUAGAUACUGAUUUGCAAGGAUCUAUUGAAGUAGCUUCAGAAGCUGAGUUGAUAGAGAAUGAACCAGAUAAAACAUGUGGCGAAAAUGAAUCAGAGAAAGCUGAAGAAGUUAAUGAGGAGCCUCUACCUAGCAAGCCUGCAGGGAAGAGAAAGUUGCAAAUUCAAGGCAAAUGGAAAGGAGUGGAUCCUGUUCUAUUCUUCAAAGAUGAAGCCAUUAUAAAUAGCAUAAAGGCAUUCUACGGAAUUGAUGAAUCACUUCCGUUAGAUGGUCACUUAAUUUCGAGAAACAUUGAUAAUAACCAUGUGAAGAGAAUUUACUAUGUUUCGAAAUCAGUGAAGGAUGUUCUAGAACUUAAUCUCCGUGUAGGCCAGCAACUUAAGAUUGCUUCAGUCGGCUUGAAGAUGUUUGAACGACAAACAUCAAGAGAAGGUACAUCUGCACCAUGUUCAUUCCGCAUAUCAUCUGAAGGAUUGCCAGUGAUUCUUCCGCACUUGACCAAACAGAUUCUAUGCAUCUCUCCAGUAGAUUUCAAGCAUCUUUUGCAGUAUAAGUUUGUAAAAUACACAGACUUUGUUGAUGCCGAGUCUGGGGAAAAAGCAUCAAAGCUGCAGACUGGUUGCUGUGUGAUAGUUUUGAGAGAUGGCAAGAAUUUGUCUGAUCCUAUUCACGUGGAUGCUUCAACAAUAGCCAUUGGCUGUUGGAAGGGUCGGUCCAGUUUGAAUGUGAUGGUUACAGCAAUUGACUGCCAAGAAUUGCUAGAAAGACUUUCUGUAAGGAUGGACGGUGAAAAGGCGACUCGAGAAGAUAAAGUUGAGGCAGGUGAAGUGCAGGACAGUAUGAACGGAGUUGAAAAGGUUGAGGAAUCGGAGAGUGCUAAACAAGCCACAAAUUAGAUUCUUUAGUUGAUGCAAAUUUUGAUCUUGUGCACUAAUUACUUGCAUAUGGCUACUGGCUAGCUGAUAAUGGCUUUUAGACACUUCCACAGCUUAAAAUUUUACAGUGUUUCUGUUUUUGGAAAUGGCCUUAACAUUUUUGCUGUACUAUUGCAUACAUAGCCUGCAUUUAAUGACGAGUAAGUAAAUUAUUCAGCUGAA